Molecule: messenger RNA, 870 nt
Organism: Guillardia theta CCMP2712
Lineage: Eukaryota; Cryptophyceae; Pyrenomonadales; Geminigeraceae
Exons: 6
Coding region: 1-870 (289 amino acids)
Source: RefSeq, a predicted model, not a curated record
AUGGCUGACGAGAUCAAGGUCCCACUACCCAGGUACCAGGACUCUAAGGCGCUGUUAGAGUAUGCAGUCCGGAAGAUGAAAGAGGAAAACAUCAUUGAGGGUGUUUUGAAGUGGCAAGAAAAAGAAGUUGAUGCGAUCAUCCCGCCUGAAGCAGAAGAGCCCCCAUCCUCCACUCGCUGCUUCCGUGGUUUCUCAAUAAACAUCCUACAAGAAAGUGACUUGAGACAGCAACUAGAACGGAUCUGGAACGCAAGCAGCGAAGAGGAGGCAGAGCGGGUGCAGAUGGAGGAGUUCAAGUCUCUCAUCUACGAGGACGAGCACUGUGUUGGUCUUGUGCCGUCCAACUUCAGAGAGAACAAGAAUAUUAGUCCUAACGGCAUCAACCUGUCGAGCUUCCACAAAGCCAAAGAUCGCGGUCUUACAAGCCGUUAUCACCUUCUCAUGCUCCCUAAGGCUCGGCGGUACAACGCAUGCACACUCAGCAAGCAGGAUCUAGAGCUGUUGAAGCACAUGGACACCGUCGGGCGGAGGCUCCUCCUAGCUCUUGCGGCAGCUGACUCGUUUCCUGCUGACGGAGAGAGCAAUCUAGAUCGGCCUCUGACACGAGCAGAGCUGAAAGAGAUUUCAGACAAGGUCAAGAACAACCAGCUCGACCUGGGGACUCCUUUCUACUUACCAGGUGGAGGAGACCUUUGCCCUGAAGCCGCAGAAGCUCAGUGCUCACAGGUGGUGACAGCUUUCCAGGUCUACCCCAACCACAGCGUUGGCUGGCUUCACCUCCACGUCUUUGCAAGCAUCGGCCUCACUCGAGCAGGGUUCGGGACUUUCAUUAUUCCAUUCCUCCUGCCUUGCCACGAGCUCCCUUCCUAG